UCUAGAGUGGAGGCGCCAAUUCAAACGGUCAUAUCUUAGAAAAUAAAAAUACAUCUUAAAUACCACUACUAAUCAGCUCAGUUCAUAGCUCGACAAAACUCAUAUCUUAAAGCUUUUAGCCUCUCGUUUAAGUCUCAAAAACCUAUCAGAUUUGCGCGCAAAUACACAGGCACAAGGAUAUAUGAAUUUGACAAAGCUAAAUGCUAUUAAACCAACUUUUCAGGGACAAACCUCUUCAAAUAUAACCUUAAAUACAUCGAUCUUAGAUGCCCUUUUGCGCAAAUGUUUCAAUCUAAGUCAAUUCAGCCAGAUUCUUUCACAGAUGAUCUCAACUGGGUUUUUCAGAGAUACAUAUGCAGCAAGCAGAAUUGUCAAGUUUUCUACUGAUUCUUCAUUUGUUCAUAUCGAUUAUUCUCACAGAAUCUUUAGUCACAUUGAGAACUCAAAUGGGUUCAUUUGGAAUACCAUGAUGAGAGCCUACAUUCAAAGAAAUAAGCCCAAAGAGGCAAUCUUUUUGUAUAGAUUAAUGUUGAAAAAUAAUUUGAUUGUAGAUAAUUAUACUUAUCCUUUAAUGGUCCAAGCUUGUGCAUUCAGGUUAGUAGAAUUUGAGGGAAGAGAGUUUCAUGAUCAUGUGAUUAAAAUGGGUUUUGAUAGUGAUGUUUAUGUGCAGAAUACUUUGGUUAAUAUGUAUGCAGUGUGUGGGAACGUGAGGGAUGCAAGGAAGUUGUUUGAUGAAAGUCCUGUAACAGACUUGGUUUCGUGGAAUUCGAUCUUGGCUGGGUAUGUUAAGAUAGGGAAUGUUGAGGAAGCUAAGAUGAUAUAUGAUCAAAUGCCUAAAAGGAAUACAAUUGCGUCUAAUUCAAUGAUUGUGCUGUUGGGUAGGUGUGGUAGGGUGAGUGAGGCUCUUCAACUGUUUAGGGAAAUUGAUGAGAAAGAUUUGGUCUCCUGGACAGCUUUGAUAUCGUGUUAUGAGCAAAAUGGCCUGUAUGAAGAGGCUCUGAAGUUGUUUGGCGAGAUGUGUUCUAAUGGGCCUGCUCCUGAUGAAGUUGUGAUGGUGAGUGUGCUCUCUGCUUGUUCACAUCUGUAUGUUGUUAAAACAGGGGAAUUGGCACAUGGUCUGGUUAUAAGAAUUGGUUUUGAAUCUUAUGUAAAUCUCCAAAAUGCUUUGAUUCACAUGUACUCUUCUUGUGGAGAUCUAGUGGCCGCGGAAAAGUUGUUUGAUGCUGGUCGAUUUCUGGAUCAGUUUUCUUGGAACUCCAUGCUUUCUGGCUAUUUGAGAUGUGGCAGAGUGGAAAAAGCUAGAGCUUUAUUUGAGUAUAUGCCUGAAAAGGAUGCUGUUUCAUGGAGUGCAAUGAUCUCUGGGUAUGUCCAGCUUGGUCAAUUUUCAAUGACUUUAGGAUUGUUUCAAGAGAUGCUGAUGAAGGAUGUCAGGCCUGACGAAACAACUCUGGUUAGUGUGAUUUCAGCUUGCACCCAUGUGGCUGCCCUUGACCAAGGGAAAUGGUUACAUGCUUAUAUAAGAAAAAAUGGGCUAGAUAUAAAUAUCAUUCUCGGCACCACCCUUAUUGACAUGUACAUGAAAUGUGGAUGUGUGGAAAAUGCAGUGGAAGUCUUUACCGGCAUGAAAGAUAAGGGGGUUUCCACUUGGAAUGCUCUAAUUCUUGGUUUAGCAAUGAAUGGUCAGGUGGAAAGAUCCCUUGAGAUCUUUGAAGAGAUGAAAAUAAGUGAAGUAGUACCUAAUGAGAUAACAUUUGUGGCAGUUCUUGGGGCUUGUCGACACAUGGGCCUAGUAGAUCUCGGGCGUGGUUACUUUGAGUCGAUGACCAAGAUAUACAAUGUUGAACCUAAUAUUAAACACUACGGCUGCAUGGUUGAUCUUCUUGGACGUGCGGGCCUUCUGAAAGAGGCUGAGAAGCUCAUUCAUAGUAUGCCUGUGGUGCCAGAUGUUGCAACUUGGGGUGCCUUGCUUGGAGCUUGUAAAAAAUACGGAGACAAUGAAAUGGGAGAAAGGGUGGGGAGGAAGCUUAUUGAGCUUCAGCCUGAUCAUGAUGGCUUCCAUGUAUUAUUGUCCAACAUAUAUGCUUCGAAAGGUGAUUGGAAUGAUGUUAUGGAGAUCAGAGGGACAAUGAUGCAGCAAGGUGUUGUUAAAGUGCCUGGUUGCAGUAUGAUUGAAGCCAAUGGUGUUGUUCAUGAAUUCCUGGCAGGUGACGAAUCACACCCUCAAAUGAAAGAGAUUGAGAUAAUGUUAGAUAAAAUGGCUAAGAGACUGAAAAUAUUAGGUUAUGCACCUGGUGUCAAUGAGGUUUUCUUUGACAUUGAUGAGGAGGAGAAGGAAACUACUUUGUUUAGACACAGUGAGAAGCUUGCUAUUGCCUUUGGACUUAUUGCAAUUAGAUCACCAACACCAAUAAGGAUAAUGAAAAACUUGCGAAUCUGUAGUGAUUGUCAUGAGGCUGCAAAGCUAAUUUCUACAGCUUUUAAUCGUGAAAUUGCGGUGAGGGAUCGACAUCGUUUUCACCACUUCAGAGAUGGUUCUUGUUCUUGCAUGGACUAUUGGUAGUAACAUAUGCCAGGAUGCAGAGAAUCAGUUAAAGAGAGUAGGCUCGAAAUGUUAUGUAUAAGUUACUGAAUGGCUUGGUCUUCCUUGCUCCUGAGAAUAUGCCAGCACUAACAUAAUCAUUUGUGGGUUUACCAUCACAAGUGAAACUAGAACGAGUGGGUUGUAAAUUAUACCGAGCAUAUGCUUUGAACGUGCCUUGGAUCUUCUGUUUCUUGUCCUCAUAAGAUCGGCUCGUUGGGCCUUGGCAAAGAUG
Molecule: messenger RNA, 2813 nt
Organism: Coffea arabica (coffee)
Lineage: Eukaryota; Viridiplantae; Streptophyta; Magnoliopsida; Gentianales; Rubiaceae
Product: pentatricopeptide repeat-containing protein At3g62890-like
Biological process (GO): RNA modification
Molecular function (GO): RNA binding; zinc ion binding; protein binding
Source: RefSeq, a predicted model, not a curated record